AACCGUUUCCCCACAACACCAGAGCUGGCCUCAUCAUGGUGUCCGAAGAGGAGGGCGUCAGCCCGCGCAAACGGCGGAAGAUCAGCCCUCCCAAGGCGGCACCCUACGUAUUCCGAUCACUCUUCGACCAGGUGCCCUUGAACGCUGACAAUGACGACGAUGACGCCCACAUCACCUGGGUCGAGUAUUGGAAUGACAAUCUCUACAUCGGUACCUCCGCCGCCGAAAUCCUGCAUUUCGUCUGCCUUCCCCCGGACCCCUCGGACCAGUCGAACGAACCAUCCUUUAUCCUCGCCUCGAGACUCCCAAUUCCUUUCUCCCACAGCACGUCGCCGCUGCCCGGAAUCCAACAGAUUGUGUUAAUGCCGACGGUGAACAAGGCGUGUGUGCUGUGCAAUGGCACCGCCACCUUCUACAUGCUGCCGGAACUCAGCCCGGCUUUUGGAAAUACCAAGGUUACCAAUUGUCGCUGGAUCGGGGGCUUGGAUUUGAACGCAUCUACGGACGAGCCGGAGAACCCGGUGAUUAUGAUCUCUGCGCAGAACAGAAUGAUGCUGGUGAGGAUAGGCGACGACGCUCGACGCGUCAGGAACAUCGAGUUCCCGGGCUCCCUGGUCGCGGCACGGAGAGACGCAAUUGCCUGUGCUGCAGACUCGCAUGCAUACUCCUUGCUAGACGUGGAGAACCAACAAAAGAUCCAGCUGUUUCCCAUCUCGUUUUCCAGUGAGGCCUUCGAGGCCUCCCCAGCGGAAGAGAGGUCCCCUUCAUCGCCCUUUGCCAGCUCUCCUUCGGAGGGCCAUGCGCACGACCGACACACCCUGGGCGGAAUGCUGCAGCCAAAUCUUCAAUCGCACCCACAUGAUAGGUCAAGUUCGGCCACACCUGAGCUCUCCCCCGUUUCGGGGACCCCGAGAAGGUCGAUCUCCCAGGAGCGAGCAGGAAGUGCCUCUCCGAGAGUAUCUCCAAUCCAUUCGACCCGCGACUCGCAGCCAAGCCCAGAUGAUCGGAAGCCGCUCCCUCCUGUACCUAAGCAGCCAUUGGGACAGUUGAAGCCCCAUGUACUGUCACCUACCCCAUCUGAGUUCCUGCUUGUUAGGGGAACCGACGCGACAGAGCCUGGCGUAGGAAUGUUCGUCAACGUUGACGGUGACGUGGUUCGUGGCACGAUCACCUUCCACAAGUAUCCCGAGUCACUGGUCAUUGACAAGGGUGACGAAAACAGCAUGAUACCCUCGCCGGAAAACACUCGCGAAGAGCUUCUUCUUGCGGUUAUUGAGUCAGAGAAGGAUGGUCAGACACGGAAGUUUUUGGAGGUACAACUCUGGGAUGUCGAUCCGGGAGAGGCCGAGGACCACAAAAGCUGGGUAGAAAUACCCUCCACGCAGUCUACCCAAGUUGGCCUUAGUCAUACUCUUAGUCCCAGUAAACUCGAGAUAUCCGAAUUAGGAGGUCUGCUGCAGAUGGUCCGUCUGAAUAUACCAUCAUCACCAAAUGUUCCUGUGGCAGAUGAAACGCAAGCCUCUGCAGAAAAGCCGCAGGAGGAGAAGGAAUCUUCGUCUUCCGAGGCUCAGGAGCCGACUGAAUCGGAGGGCUCGAAGGACGAUGGGUGGGAAGCGGAGAGAAAUGCCGAAGAAGCCAAAUUUGCGCGCGACCUGGGCAAGACGCAGAGCAGUCUGGUCAUGUGGAAUGGCAACCAGAUAUGGCGGGUAGUGCGGAACCCGCUGACCACACAGCUCAAUGAUGCCCUGCAGGGAGCCCAGGAAGUUGAAGCUGACCGCAGAGUCCUGGACCGGGAUGCUAUCGCGGGGAUCAUCGAUCAUGUUCAAGCUGCGGAGCCAAAAUCCGAGUCGGAGUUUCUGGGACUGAACUACUUGAAGCAGAAAGCGAGUCUACUUCUUUUCGCCGAUCUUCUCUCAAUGGAUCCGGCCGCUCGGACUACUGCAACAAUUGAUGACACGGAAAGAGCACUCAUCAUCGGAAACCUCGAUCCUCGUAUCGCACUGCUGCUUGUUCCUCUCCUGCGAGGCGAGGUCUUGCAAGGUCCGCAGGCGAUCUGGGUUCAUGCAGGUUUAGCGGAUAUUGCAGGGACGUACGCCCAGCAGCUGGAAAAGACUGAAACCGGCGCUUCCGACAACGCAGUCUUGGACAUGGUCAAGCGGUUCCUCUUCUCAUGGCAGCAAAAGAGAGGCUAUGGCAGUAUCACGGAUGAGACGUAUGUAUUUGACAGCGUCGACGCGGCCCUCCUGCACCUGCUUCUGGAGCAGGAUGCACGGACAACCGAUCAGCGCGCACGCUCGCAGGUACGCAUGGAGCUGAACCGACUGGUUGACAGCUGGAAGGGUAGCUUCGACCGGGCGGUGGCGUUACUGGAAAGCUACCGACGACUCUUCGUGCUGAGCCGAAUCUACCAGAGCCAGAAGAUGUCACGGAAUGUCCUCAAGACGUGGCGCAGGAUCAUCGAAGGCGAGGAAGACCUCGGCGGAGAGGUGACCGUUGGCGGCACGGAGGCGCAGAUGCGCCGGUACUUGGUCAAGAUCAAGGAUGCGCAGCUGGUCGAGGAAUACGGAGCAUGGUUGGCCCAGCGCAACCCCAACCUUGGUAUCCAGGUCUUCUCGGACGGGACGAGUCGGGUCAAGCUGGAGACGGCAGCCGUGGUCGCGUUGCUCAAAGAACGUGCACCCAACGCCGUGCAGGUGUACCUAGAACAUCUUGUUUUCGUCAGAAACUACACUCAAUACGCGGACGACCUACUAUCAUACUACCUUGACUCAGUCCUCUCCGUCCUCGAGUCCUCGCCAGACGCCCGCGCCUCACUCGCCGAAUCCUACUCUACAUACCGCGCGCUCCAACCCCCCAAACCUACCUACAUGAACUUCAUCACAGAGAACACGCCCUCAGAGCCAUGGUGGCAAUCGCGCCUACGCCUCCUCCAACUGCUCAGCGGCGGUAGCGGCAGCCACUUCUCAUCCCUCCCGACCCGCAACCUAACCUACUCGAUCCCUGCAAUCCUCGCCCGGAUCGAGCCCUUCCAAAACGAGCUCGUCUCGGAAUCUGUCAUCCUCGACGGCCUCCAAGGCCGUCAUCGCCAAGCGCUCCACCUCCUCACCCACGGACUGGGCGACUACGACUCCGCAGUACGAUACUGUCUCUUCGGGGGCCCGCGAAGCACCAGUUCAACAGGGGCACUGGCCGAGUUCGCCGACCGAACCCUCCAAUCCGAACUCUUCCGGUACCUACUCGACGAAUUUCUGCAGAUUCAGGACCCGUCGGAGCGCAUUGAAAGGACUAGCGACCUGCUCGGCCGGUUCGCGUCGUGGUUCGACGUGGGCGAGGUGCUCCGCGUCGUGCCGGAUGAAUGGAGCGUGGAUAUCCUGAGCGGGUUCUUCGCGCAUGUCUUCCGGGUCCUGGUUUCCGAGGGCCGCGAGGUGCGCAUCGAGCGGGCGUUGAGCGCGGGGCUGAACCUGCGGGUUGGCACGGAGUAUAUCAAUGGGGUGGAGAAGGUUGGCGGAUGGGUAGAAGACGAGGGGGGUUUGAGACGAUUGAAGGGCGGCGGCGGCGGCGAACGCAAGCCGCCCGCCGCGCCUCGAGAACAGGACGGCAGUGACUUCGGGGAGAUGGUAACGGGCAACUAAACCCAAUUCAACCCAACCUCGCAUGACUUGAUGUAUAUACAGCACAAA
Molecule: messenger RNA, 3680 nt
Organism: Aspergillus heteromorphus CBS 117.55
Lineage: Eukaryota; Fungi; Ascomycota; Eurotiomycetes; Eurotiales; Aspergillaceae
Product: putative TGF beta receptor associated protein 1
Exons: 3
Coding region: 36-3632 (1198 amino acids)
Biological process (GO): endosomal vesicle fusion; autophagy; vesicle-mediated transport
Cellular component (GO): fungal-type vacuole membrane; cytoplasm
Source: RefSeq, a predicted model, not a curated record